AUGGCUGCUGGUUUGUGAAGAAGGAGUAGAGAAAUGGCUGCCACCGGUGAUGGAGCGAAUGAGGGGGAAUACAAUGACCAGAGACCAAGCAACAUCGAAGGGGACGAAGAGAUCAUGAGCAAGAGCCUGCAGAUCCAGUCCAAACGAUUUUACAUUGAUUUGAAGAGCAAUCGUCGUGGCAAAUAYAUUAAAAUCAGCGAGAUGUCUACAAACAGAAAUGUCAAGCGCAAAGUCAUUCUCACAGUUGGAUGUGGAAGAGAACUGCGUGACAAGUUGACAAUCUUUGCAGAGUUCUUGGCUCAGCAAGAUACAGGAGCAUCUAAAGCUGAGGAGGCAGUGCCAGAGGAUGGUCGCUUGAAAAGUGAGAUGAUUAGCGGUGAGACCAAGAGGUACUACCUGGACUUAAAGGAGAACAACCGUGGACGGUUCUUGAAGGUCAGCCAAGCACCCCUUUCCCGUGGGCGUGGUACCAUGCGUAAGGAGAUUGCCAUACCAGCUCAGGGUAUUGUUGACAUCAGGAAUAACCUGUCUGAGAUAUUGGAGGAGUGUGGUUCUGAUGAUGAAGAAUGCCGUGUUUUGCCAAAGCCCUGUGAGCUACGAAUAGAGCAGAAGAAAUUCUAUUUUGAUGUUGGAAACAAUGCACGUGGAGUUUUUCUUAGGAUCUCUGAGGUCACUGCUAAUUAUCGUACGUCGAUCACUAUUCCAAAAGUUGGAUGGGCGCGGGUCCGAGACACCAUUGGUGAUAUGCUGGAUAGCAUGGAGGGGGAAGACUGAACCGUACAUUUAUUGUUUUCAAUUCCGUAGCAUGUUCUAGAAUUAUUUCCAAAUGGUGAUUUAUAAAAUGACGUCACUAUUCUCCCAGAAUUCCUUUCGAGCCUUUUGCAUUUCACAUUUCAUUCUAAUUUAACAAGAUUGGCUACUUACAGCUGGCUGACAGGAAGCCACAGUUUAUUAAACUUAAUAAUGCUUGUGCCUAUAUUUAGAUCAUUACGUCAUACUAGUAAGCAGUAUGAGUGUAGGAAUGAUCCUUUCUCCUGGUGACGUCAUGUGAUCGGCGAAGUGCACUAUGGGAUUGACGAAAGUGCAAGGGAAACCAUGUUGUGUUUCAGGCUGUUUUGCGAACAGCAAGCAUUAGGUAUUACUCAGACAGGUCUUUGAGUAUACUUUAUUAUGCAAACAUCUGAUUUAAUGUUCAUUUAAAGCAUCCUGGRCAACGGAUAUUCAACGUUAAGUUUCCAAAGAAACUUCGUCUUCCGUUGUUUUAACAACACAUCCGCCAUCUUGAUAUCUUUAUCAAUACCAUGAUGCACUUCGUCGAAAAAUACAUGACGWCAUUAGUGAAAAGGUCUAUGGUCAGUGGUUGUCUUGUAAAAUAUACAAUGCCCACCACUAUAAAUAUUCAGCUCGUUUUCAAAUGACCGAGCAAGUGUAAGGGACUGGAAGUGAUUUUUUUCUGAUGUUAAUAAAUGAACUGUCAUUUUGGAGGAGUGCAUUAUGGGAUGCCUUGAGGUUAUUUUACAGCGUUGGUUAGCACUAUUUCAUUAUUAUACGUUUAUACAAUUCGCAGAAUUUGSACACAUUUUGAUGUUUAACUAAUAAGUUUCUCAGACGAAGAAUUCUGGGAGGAUAAGAUUGUGACGUUGUUUUAGUAAUCAAGUCUUCGAAGUUCGGUAAAAUAUUGAAUUACUUUUAGACAAUUAUUAUACCUAUAAACGACAGGCCAGAGAAGCGAAAGAAAAUUUAAAGGUUUUCGGUCUUCCUGUGGUGGARUAGUGGUAGACUGGAGACGGGACUAGACCUCGUCUACUUCCUUUGCACUAACACAGGGAGCCCGUGACAAAUUUCUAAAUUGACAAAAGCAAUGAUCAUAACUGUAUUGUGUCCGCUCGACACAGGUAGCCCAAUAUACUCAGAACAGUUGAGUCUUCCUUAUCAGAACCUUAGAGAUUUUCUCUCGCUGAUGACUACUUAUUAAUGUAUUUUGAAAGCACCAAAACAGGUGAAUCCUAAGCAUGAAUUAAUACAGCGCGCUAUGUACUUUCUAUUAAUAAUAAUACUUCUAAAUAGAACACAUAUCAUCACCAUAUUCCUUGGUGGUCCUAUAAAUAUCCCCAACCCUCCCCACAGCCCCCCGAUAAAGACCUAAUAUUUGUUAACAUUGUAAAUCAAAAGAAUUCCCGUUUACCGCUGUUAGUGGAGACUAACAUGAAUCCAUUUAUAUACCAUGGUGCAAUAGUGACGAUAUGUGUGAAGCCGUUAGCAUAAACUUAUAACCCUCACAGAAGACAUUGAGAAAUAGCGAUAAUACUUGUUGUUCUCAACAUUUUGCCGUGUGGCAGCSGAURAUAUAUCAGCUUUUUCUUGGUUAUACGUGAGAGAGCGGUAAAAACGAUCAGUCGUGUCCAUUCAACGCCAGUAUUGUACGUUACCAAGGGGAUCCAUAAACAUUUUACGUUAUUUGUCGUCAUCGGUUCUGACGUCACAUGGUAACGGUUGCUAAGCAAUAGUUGUAAUGAUGUAUGUGGUAUUAGUUGCUAAGUAACAGUAUCUAUGCUACUUACGUAAUCAAUUUACUGGUGGACAGUUGACAUGGUUUUUUCUACUUCUCUAUUAUAUAAAAAAAGUUAGUUUCUUGGAGAUGUUUUGAAACCAAAAAAUUGUUUCCUUUUUGAGCGAGGUGGCAGCAUUCAGUUACGAGUGUCACACUCUGGGCAGCAACGGCAGCACUAUCAGCAGCAGGAGCGUGAUAAAUAAACUUGUUGAAAUACCUUUA
Exaiptasia diaphana is the source of this 2773-nucleotide messenger RNA. RefSeq names its product transcriptional activator protein Pur-alpha. NCBI's taxonomy places the organism in Eukaryota, Metazoa, Cnidaria, Anthozoa, Actiniaria, Aiptasiidae. The transcript has 9 exons. Gene Ontology annotation, cellular component: nucleus. Gene Ontology annotation, molecular function: purine-rich negative regulatory element binding; DNA-binding transcription factor activity, RNA polymerase II-specific; RNA polymerase II transcription regulatory region sequence-specific DNA binding. Gene Ontology annotation, biological process: regulation of transcription by RNA polymerase II. Bases 34 to 774 code for a protein of 246 amino acids. The record is from RefSeq and is a predicted model, not a curated record.